AUGAGCCUUCGUGACACUGCUGAGCCUUCGGUAGAGACGACUGCUGAGGCUUCGGUAGGGAUUACUGAGUCUCCGUUCGGGACCACUACUGAUUUUCCGUUCGAGACCACUACUGAGCCUCCGGUCGAGACCGCUGUGGAGCCCGUAGCCGAGACCACUGUUGAGCCUAUAGCCGAAGUCACUGUUAAGCCUAUAGCCGAGACCAUUGCCGAGACUCUGGGGAGCACUAUCAUGGCUCCGGUUAAGACAGCUGCUGAUCUCCCAGACAAUACUGUUCCACAGUCCCAAACAAAGCCCACUACUGGGUACCAGGUUUCGACCUUCACUAGCACUCCGGUUGAAACCAGCACUAAAGCUGUAGCAGAGACCAGCCCUUGGUCUGUAACCAAGCUUUAA
Molecule: messenger RNA, 396 nt
Organism: Perkinsus marinus ATCC 50983
Lineage: Eukaryota; Perkinsozoa; Perkinsida; Perkinsidae
Exons: 2
Coding region: 1-396 (131 amino acids)
Source: RefSeq, a predicted model, not a curated record